This is a messenger RNA of Knipowitschia caucasica, 849 nucleotides long. NCBI's taxonomy places the organism in Eukaryota, Metazoa, Chordata, Actinopteri, Gobiiformes, Gobiidae. The record is from the annotation of a GenBank genome assembly.
AUGGCAAAAAAGCGAAGAGAAAAACAAGAGAUCUCCGGCCUCUCCUCGGCACAGGCAGAAUCACACGAAGACAGCGGUAAAACGGAGAUAUUGAAAGAAUCUCCUCGGCCUUCUCAAGGGUCAGCACGGAUGUCACUUCUCAUCUUGGCCUUAAUCUUCACAUGCUCUGCCUCGUUCAUGUAUUUGGUUUACAGACAUUUUCCAGAGCUGUCGGAAGAUGAAAUGGAGAAAAUCAAGAUCCCUAAAGAUAUGGAAGAUGCCAAAGCUUUGGGAACAGUAUUGUCAAAAUACAAGGAUACAUACUACACUCAAGUGUUGGUUGCAUAUUUUGCAACAUAUGUCUUUCUUCAGACAUUUGCCAUCCCUGGGUCUAUUUUUCUAAGUAUCCUGUCUGGAUAUCUCUACCCUUUCCCCCUGGCCUUAUUCUUAGUGUGCCUGUGCUCUGGCCUGGGAGCUUCUUUCUGUUACAUGCUGUCUUACUUGGUGGGCAGACCCAUGGUUUACAAAUAUCUCACAGAACGAGCUCAGAAAUGGUCUCAGCAGGUCGACAAACAUAGGGAUCAUCUGAUAAAUUACAUCAUCUUCCUGAGAAUCACCCCUUUUCUUCCCAACUGGUUUAUCAAUAUAACAUCUCCUGUCAUCAACGUGCCUUUGGGGGUGUUUUUUAUCGGGACAUUUUUAGGGGUUGCACCACCAUCAUUUGUUGCUAUAAACGCUGGGACAACACUGUAUAAACUUACCACAGCGGGCGAGGCUGUAUCCUGGAACUCUCUGGCCGUUCUGGGGAUAUUGGCGAUUCUCUCCAUUUUACCUGUGUGCUUCCAAAAGAAACUGCAGAAGAAUCUCUAG